AUGGCUCCUGUCGCUCAAAGCGACAUUGACAUGGACAGCCAUACUUCGGACAUGGCCAGCCACGACUCGCAGCUGCGCCGACAAUUCUCCGAGCCACUCCAUGCUCAUUCUACUACUCAUUCGCCUUCCCCUUCACCCACCACCCCCAGAGCUAAGUGCGCAUGGUGUGGGAAAUUCUUCGAGUCCUCAGAUGACGACCCAUAUUCUCAAAAUGAGGCUCUCGAAGAACACAUUGCUACGAUGCAUCCGCACAUUGCCAAGUUCUCUUUGUAUGAUGGUGUCGCCGACGAAGAGAAAGAAGAGGCAUAUGAUGUCGACGAACAACCUGGAGAUGAUACUAUACCUACAGCACCAGUAUCUGAAUCAGAUGAGGCUCCGGAGGCCGACGAAGAUGGUCUAAUGGAAGCCGCUGAUGAUAGUGUGCAUGAGGGUACCGAAGCCAUGGAAGGUUACGAUAACGAAAAUGAUCAGAACGACCUUGAUGGUCCUGAAGCCGAAGGUGACGGAGAAGGCCAUGAAGGCGAGUCAGACCUUGCUCUAUUUAAUCAACUCCACGAGUUUUCUCGCCAAGAGGACUCGGUGUCCUUGGACAAACGUAUUCAUAACCUCUGGAACCUCCAUGAAAUCAGCAAAUUUUCUGGAGGGUUUGACGAGACAUCGGCCAACAUCAGUGGAACCUGGAUGAAAGUCUUCGAUGACCCCAAACGUGUCAAGAAACGUGAUGCAUCUGAAUUACUGGUACGCCCUGAACCUUACAAAAACUCAAAGAGCUCUAGAGGAGACUUCCUUGAGAUUUCGCCUCUGGAAAAUUUCUUGGUCCAACUCCGUGACCCUGAACUGCGCUCAAGCGAUGAGCUUUACGCCAUAACCGAAAACAUUGCCAAUGUCCUGAAGGUAUGGCAAGACGAGUACUUGGCCAUCGAAAAGCUCUGCAGACAUGCAACUCGGCAAAAUGUAAAGGCAACCAGCGACCCACGGAAACUCGAAAGACCGGAGGUUUAUGAAGACAAGAAGGAGGCGAUGCUCUACGGCUACAAGCAUGAAACGAAAGAAGAUAAAGUUCGCAACCAGAACCCCUUCGUUCAAGGUGGAUUCAAGCCUACGCCAGCUCAGUUCCGAAAGAUGACUGCCAAAGCUGGCCCAAAUAAUCCUAAUCCUGACGGUUGGCCAACGAUUACGAAAUUCGGCGUUGAGCAUGUUCCCAAGUUUCAGAAUCCUCCACGAGAGGAGUUCGUCGGUAAGGCAACUCGCAAGCGCAAGGCCGCAGAGUUGGAAGCAGCCAACAAAGCCAACGAGACCGACGAGGCAUUAAACGGGACACCGGCGCCCAUAGAGGAAGAGUCAUUUGCGAAGCGGCGCACUCGCACCCGGCGUGCCGGGGAGCUGGAUACUCAACCCUCAGGGUCUCCGGCCCCCUCACGAGGCUCCGUUCGUGGCCGGGGCCGAGGCCGCGGGCGGGGAGCUGUGCGAGGGAUGUCUCGUGCGGGCUCUGAGGCUCCGCAGCCUGUGGCGCCAGUGGCGCCAGCUCGGUCCGUUGGUCGUGGCAACGGCCGCGAGGCUACAACGUCCGCUGGGCAGUUACAAUCACGUCCUGCGGCGGCUCAGUUGGCGCCAAUUGAACCGGCGCCCAGCGGGGAUUCAGCAACCGUUAUUCCCGUCAGUACUCAAGCAGGCGUUGCCCAUGAUGAAUUAAUCGACCCGGCUGAGAAGGCUCGCCGCGAAAAGAUCGCCAACUCCAAGAAUCCAAAGCGGACAGAGGCCAUGCUCAACCACUGGGCCCGAUUCAACCGGGAGGGCCGGACCCGUAACCCGAAACGAUCUAAAGCUCAGAUUGAGGCUGAUCGGGCGGCCGAAGCGGCCAGAAAGGCAGCCGAGCCUCCAAAGACUGUAGGCAAAAAGAAGAAACCAGACAGCCCAAUUUUUGGAGCGCCCACCAGAGCCGACACAGGUCUUGCUCCAGCACCAGCAAUGCCUGGGCCAGGCUCUCUGGCACCCGGCCCCCCCGGUCCACAUCCCCAACUGGCACCAAUGCCUCCAGCGCGGGGGUCAAUGGUACCGUAUGCACCCAUCGAUCCCCGGACUGUAGCGCCUUUCCCUCCGGCACCCCAUGGCCCUCACGGUCUCCAGCCGCCGCCGCCCCAACCCUAUCACACCCCAUACCCCGAGCUUUACUUCCCGUACGGAGCGGCGGCUGCGGGGCUGCCUCCCCCAGGCCACACACGGCCUGCAUGA
This is a messenger RNA of Aspergillus bombycis, 2232 nucleotides long. RefSeq lists its product as uncharacterized. NCBI's taxonomy places the organism in Eukaryota, Fungi, Ascomycota, Eurotiomycetes, Eurotiales, Aspergillaceae. The transcript has a single exon. The coding region runs from base 1 to 2232 and encodes 743 amino acids. The record is from RefSeq and is a predicted model, not a curated record.